AUGUCAUCACUACAAAAUGAAUUUACGCAGAGAUUCUACCGUCUAUUCUUGCAGAUCAUUUCCUCGAACUCGGCGGCUAAAUAUGCUUCAAUAACAAAAAAUCCUAGUGAAAUCUUCUUCUUCCGUUUAAACAGUGUCAUCAGUGUCAAUGCUGCACCACAUUCACCAGACAUUCCAGUAAUAGAAAAAUUUCUCCGUUCAUCGAGUUCACCAAGUUCUACAGUAGAAGACAACGGAGCAAGCUCUUCAAGUGAAGUGAAAUAUAUGGGACAUCAAACAAUAACAGAACCACAAGAAGAAAAAGACCAAAGAAAAGUUAAAAAUAUUAGGCUU
Molecule: messenger RNA, 333 nt
Organism: Brenthis ino (lesser marbled fritillary)
Lineage: Eukaryota; Metazoa; Arthropoda; Insecta; Lepidoptera; Nymphalidae
Source: the annotation of a GenBank genome assembly